CCUCCAGCUGUUAACAACUGUGCGCCGCAUGGUCCUUACUCUCACCCAACAAAAUGAUGAAAGCAAGGAGUUUGUCCGCUUUUUCCACAGACAGCUGGGAGGCAUCCUGCAGGAUUCUCUCAAUAAAUUUGUUGGUCGUACUCUGAAGGACUGCGGAGAGGACCUGUUGGUGGAGAUCUCAGAGAUCCUCUUCAAUGAACUGGCCUUCUUUAAGCUUAUGCAGGAUUUGGACAAACAGCAGCAGCAUCGCUUUGGCAGCCAAACAUAAAAAUAAGAAAAGGGAUGAGCAAUCCAGUAAAGCAAAGCACAGUCUCAAGGAAAACACUAAAGAUGGUGGUGAUAAAUCAGUUUCUCCAGCCUACUCAGAUGAGGAUAAGGACCAAGAUGAAGCAGAACAGGAAGGAGAUUCUACGCUCAAGGAGCUUUACCUGCAGACAGAGGUGAAGAACAACAGGAGCAGUGAAGCUUCAGAGGUUGAAGAGGAAGAUGAGGAUGAAGGGGUUGGACAGGGGAUUUCCUCUGUCUUUCCAGCAGAGACUCAGGCCCUGACAAACUACGGCAGUGGUGAGGAUGAGAACGAGGAGGAGGAAAUUGAGGAGUUUGAGGCCGGACCUGUCGAUGUCCAAACCUCCUUGCAGGCCUCUGCUGAUGGACAGGUGGAGCAGGAGGGGACAACAGCCAGUGAAACCCAGGAGACAAAAACUGAGCAGAGGAGUUCAGAGAAUGAUGAUGAAAUCAACAAACCAGUUGAGACUAUGAAUCCCAAAGCAGAUGAACAUACUGUAGCGGCUUGCCAGAGUCCUGAGGAGGAGAGUAAAGUCGAGGAAGCUAUUGCUUCAGAGGAAAACACUGCAGUCUCUCACAGUCAGGAUGUCCCUAAGGAGCCAACCACUACUAGCAGCCCUGACACAGACUCACCUGUCAUGAUCAAUGUAGAUGAGGUGGGGUCAGGUAACACUAGUCAGAAGUCUGAUGAGGAGGACUUUGUUAAGGUGGAUGACUUACCAUUGCAGCUCACAGUCAUGUGUGAGGAGGAGCUUCAGAAGAGAAUAGUGGAGGAGCAGCAGAAUAACAACCUGUCUGUAGAGAUCCUCAAUGGAAACACUGAAUCACUGACUGGGCUGGUGGGAAAUGCACAGGCACUGAAGGAACCAGACACUGUUGCUGCCCAGAGUGUGUAAAGAAUUAUUCUGAGGUCUCAAAAUCUACUGUUUUUAUCAACCCUUUGCUUUCACCCUAAAUCUGUUCUGGAUUUAUGAUUGUUGAUUCUUAAUCUGCUAGUUUAAAAAGGAGCAACGCCUCAUAAUAUUGGACACAAAUUACUUGACACACAUACACUCACACAUACAUAGACAACAGAUAAAACUAAACCACACACUCAAGACUUAGUUCAUUUUAUUCCUGAAUGUUUAAUGUGAUUUAUUGGUAAUCUGGGGUGGGGUUAUCUCAUGCUGCUGAUUUCUGACAGUUAAGCCUCUGUUUGAAUCUUUAUAGUACUGAAACUCGUGUUCAGAUCUGCCUUAGUCUCCUCCUUGGUUCUGGGAUCAGUUUGACAUGAGUUGUGAUUUCUUUUUUUUUUUUUUAUGUUUUAUUUGUCUUGGCCUUGCCUUACUGUUGUACAGCUCAUCUUUUCUGCACUUGAUUCCCAAUUAUACAGAGAUUACAGUAGGAUGUAAGUUCAGCUGUAGCCUGGCUGACUUCAGCUAAUUGUGUCUCCAGCUUGAACACUAUUUCCUUUAUAUCAGAGCUCAGAGUUCAGACUUAACUUUUAUCCCUUCAGACACAUCUUUAUAUGCGGUUUUGUUCUGUUAAUAGUUAGUCUCCAUUGAUUUUCAUGUAAUUAAAAUGUUGACUACAGUCAUAAGUUUUAAUUAAUAAAAUGCUGGAACUUUCAAAAAUAA
Molecule: messenger RNA, 1901 nt
Organism: Lates calcarifer (barramundi perch)
Lineage: Eukaryota; Metazoa; Chordata; Actinopteri; Centropomidae
Product: pericentriolar material 1 protein
Exons: 10
Coding region: 195-1181 (328 amino acids)
Biological process (GO): protein localization to centrosome; microtubule anchoring at centrosome; intraciliary transport involved in cilium assembly
Cellular component (GO): centriole; ciliary basal body; centriolar satellite
Source: RefSeq, a predicted model, not a curated record